Messenger RNA from Juglans microcarpa x Juglans regia, 877 nucleotides. RefSeq names its product germin-like protein subfamily 2 member 1. The record is from RefSeq and is a predicted model, not a curated record. Gene Ontology annotation, molecular function: manganese ion binding. The transcript is spliced from 3 exons. Lineage: Eukaryota; Viridiplantae; Streptophyta; Magnoliopsida; Fagales; Juglandaceae. Gene Ontology annotation, biological process: regulation of root development; plasmodesmata-mediated intercellular transport. Bases 70 to 729 code for a protein of 219 amino acids. Gene Ontology annotation, cellular component: plasmodesma; cell wall.
CGAACCAAGCAUUUUACUCAGUUUUUUAGUUUAACUAAUACAUCAUUCCCCUUCAAAUCAUUUCCAAUCAUGGUGGCAAACGUUCUUGCAUGCCUGUUCAUCUUUGCUGCAAUCUCCAGUUCUGUGGCAUACGAUCCUGACCCCCUUCAGGAUAUCUGCGUUGCCGAUCUAAAGUCAAAGAUAAAGGUGAACGGGUUUGUAUGCAAGGACGAUGCAGAUGUCACGGCAGCAGAUUUCACCUUCAAUGGCCUGGCUAAGCCAGGGCUCAUCAACAACUCGUUUGGUUCAGUCGUAACUCCAGCCAAUGUGAUGCAGGUUCCAGGCCUUAACACGCUCGGCGUGUCGCUGGCGCGCAUUGACUAUGCACCCGGCGGACUCAACCCUCCUCACACUCACCCGCGCGCCACCGAGACCAUAUUCACUCUGGAAGGCGAGCUGGAAGUAGGCUUCAUCACCACAGCAAACAAGCUCAUCUCCAAGAUCAUCAAGCAAGGUGAGAUCUUUGUGUUCCCCAGGGGACUGGUCCAUUUUCAGAAGAACAAUGGCCACAAGCUUGCUUCUGUGAUCUCGGGCUUCAAUGGCCAACUGCCGGGCACCCAAGUCAUUGCCACAUCACUUUUCGCUGCGUCACCACCGGUGCCGGACGAUGUGUUGGAGAUAGCCUUCCAGGUGGAUGGCAAGGUGGUUGACACAAUCAAAGCAAACCUUGCUCCCAAGAAGAAGUGGUGAAAGAACUAAGGUUGUAUGAGUAUGGAAGCCCGUACUCUCAAUAAUAAUAUACUGUAGACGGUCCUAUGAAUAAUCCAUGUAAUGGUGUUCCAUGAUCUACCUAUAAUGAAAGAACAAGAGAGUAUAUACAUAUGCUAUCUUGAUUUGG